GAGCUGCGUGUGCCACUGCACUCCAGCCUGGGUGACAGAGUUGAGAUUCCAUCUCAAAAAAAAAAAAAAGAAGUUGAGAGCAAAGACUUCACCUUCUCAGUAUUUUUGUGUACCAACUCACACUGUUUUGAAUGGAAGAACUGAGAAUGGGGGUGGAAGAGAAUGGGGGUGGGAUCUUUUUCCCUUAAGACACCUCGGGAGUCCCAGAGCGGUGCACAUUCUCAUCACCAUCGUUUCAGUGGAGCACUUGACUGUGCCUCUUGUCCCUCACCCUGAACUCCAGACUGGUCAUGGAAGAGAAUCAUCCUUAGUAGAAGCCAGAUUGGAGCUCAGCCGGUUUUCUUUUUACACCUCCUUCCUAUCUGCAUAUAAUUUACAAAAAGGAAUUCUACCAGGCUGACUUCCUUAUAAUGCUGCAGAGAUUAGCUAAUGAGGAGGAUAUGGCAAAAAAAGUGGUCGUAGUAAAAAAUGGAGGGAGUUACUGAUGCUGCCUCCUGUCAGCCAGUGCAGUGAGCUCAGACAUUCCAUUGAAAAGGAUUAUAGCAGCCUUUGUGACAAGCAACCGAUAGGAAGACUUCUCUUCAGGCAGUUCUGUGAUACCAGAGCCACCCUAAAGAGGCGCAUUGAAUUCUUGGAUGCAGUGGCAGAAUAUGAAGUGGCAGAUGAUGAGAACCGAAGUGAUUGUGGACUGUCAGUCUUCAACAGUUUCUUCAAUGAUAAGUUGGCAGCCCCUUUGCCAGAAAUACCUCCAGAUGUUGUGAGAAAAUGUAGAUUGGGACUGAAGGAGGAGAACCCUUCCAAAAAAGUCUUUGAGGAAUGUACUAGAAUUGCCCAUAACUACUUAAGAGGGAAACCAUUUGAAGAAUACCAAGAAAGCUCACAUUUUUCUCAGUUUUUACAAUGGAAAUGGCUGGAAAGGCGACCUGUAACCAAGAACACAUUUAGACAUUACAGAGUUCUAGGAAAAGGCGGAUUUGGAGAGGUUUGUGCCUGUCAAGUGCGAGCCACGGGAAAAAUGUAUGCCUGUAAAAAGCUACAGAAAAAAAGAAUAAAGAAAAGGAAAGGUGAAGCUCUGGCUCUAAACGAAAAAAGGAUUCUGGAGAAAGUGCAAAGUCGAUUCGUGGUUAGUCUAGCCUACGCUUAUGAAACCAAAGAUGCCUUGUGCUUGGUGCUCACCAUUAUGAAUGGAGGGGAUUUGAAGUUUCACAUUUACAACCUGGGCAAUCCCGGCUUUGAUGAGCAGAGAGCUGUUUUCUAUGCUGCAGAGCUGUGUUGCGGCUUGGAAGAUUUACAGAGGGAAAGAAUUGUAUACAGAGACUUAAAGCCUGAGAAUAUUCUCCUUGAUGAUCGCGGACACAUCCGGAUUUCGGACCUCGGUUUGGCCCUGGAGAUCCCAGAAGGGCAGAUGGUUCGAGGAAGAGUUGGAACGGUCGGCUACAUGGCACCUGAAGUUGUCAGUAAUGAAAAGUAUACAUUUAGUCCCGAUUGGUGGGGACUUGGCUGUCUGAUCUAUGAGAUGAUUCAGGGACAUUCUCCAUUCAGAAAAUUCCAGGAGAAGGUCAAACGGGAGGAGGUCGAUCAAAGAAUCAAGAACGAUACUGAGGAGUAUUCCGAGAAGUUUUCGGAAGAUGCCAAGUCUAUCUGCAGGAUGUUACUCACCAAGAAUCCAAGCAAGCGUCUGGGCUGCAGGGGCGAGGGAGCAGCAGGGGUGAAGCAGCACCCCGUGUUCAAAGAUAUCAACUUCAGCAGGCUGGAGGCAAACAUGCUGGAACCCCCUUUCUGUCCUGAUCCACGUGCCGUUUACUGCAAGGACGUCCUGGAGAUCGAGCAGUUCUCUACGGUGAAAGGGGUCUGCCUGGACGCCACAGACGACGAGUUCUACGCUCAGUUUGCCACAGGGUGUGUCUCCAUCCCCUGGCAGAAUGAGAUGAUCGAAUCUGGGUGUUUCAGAGACAUCAACAAAAGUGAAAGUGAGGAAGCUUUGUCAUUAGAUCUAAAAGAGGACACACAUACCCCGGUUUCCAGACCAAAGAGAGGCUUCUUCUGUAGACUCUUCAGAAGAGGGGGCUGCCUGACCGUGGUCUCCAGUGAGAAGGAAGUGGCACCCAAGCGACACUGACCAUCCCUGUGCAGACCACAGAGCAGACCCUGGCACCUGGAAGGAGCACGUGUUAGCAUCUUGUCCCAACUGGAAUUGUAAUAAACACAUCUAAAUCAAACGUGCCUUAGGAGUGUA
This is a messenger RNA of Sapajus apella (tufted capuchin), 2236 nucleotides long. RefSeq names its product G protein-coupled receptor kinase 4 (gene GRK4). Bases 485 to 2119 code for a protein of 544 amino acids. The transcript has 16 exons. Lineage: Eukaryota; Metazoa; Chordata; Mammalia; Primates; Cebidae. Gene Ontology annotation, cellular component: cytoplasm. The record is from RefSeq and is a predicted model, not a curated record. Gene Ontology annotation, biological process: regulation of signal transduction; protein phosphorylation; signal transduction. Gene Ontology annotation, molecular function: ATP binding; G protein-coupled receptor kinase activity.